Messenger RNA from Aquila chrysaetos chrysaetos, 634 nucleotides. It is a transcript of the gene NDUFA13, whose product is annotated as NADH:ubiquinone oxidoreductase subunit A13. The transcript is spliced from 5 exons. Bases 64 to 498 code for a protein of 144 amino acids. The record is from RefSeq and is a predicted model, not a curated record. Lineage: Eukaryota; Metazoa; Chordata; Aves; Accipitriformes; Accipitridae.
GGUGUCCCCUAGCCGAGCGCUUCCUGCGAGCGCGGCGGAAGUGACGUGGGGGCGGCCGCCGGGAUGGCGGCACCGAAGGUGAAGCAGGACAUGGCUCCGCCGGGCGGGUACGGACCCAUCGACUACAAACGGCACCUCCCGCGCCGCGGCAUCUCAGGUUACAGCCUCUUCGCGCUCGGUAUCGGCAGCCUCUUGCUGGGCUACUACACUCUCAUCAAGUGGAACCGGGAACGCAGGCGGCUGCUCAUCGAGGACCUGGAGGCGCGGAUCGCCCUGAUGCCGCUGCUGCAGGCGGAGUCGGACCGCAGAACCCUCCGCCUGCUGCGGCAGAACCUGGACGAAGAGGCCAAAAUCAUGAAGGACGUUCCCGGCUGGAAGGUUGGCGAGUCCCUGUUCCACACCGACCGCUGGGUCCCCCCGACGUUGGACGAGCUCUACUACCUGCGCCCCACCAGCGAGUUGGACAACGAGAAGUUCGGGCUGCAGUACUACGUCUGACGCACCGGCACGGCACUUCCCGGCCUGCCGGCUUCCCCCGGCGCUGCGGGGUUUGGGGGGGGGGACCAGCGUGGGGGCGGCUGUUGUCAGGUGCUGCCUGUUCCAGUGUCUGUUAUUAAAACCACUCGGAUCCGCA